Molecule: messenger RNA, 489 nt
Organism: Thrips palmi
Lineage: Eukaryota; Metazoa; Arthropoda; Insecta; Thysanoptera; Thripidae
Gene: EbpIII
Product: ejaculatory bulb-specific protein 3
Exons: 2
Coding region: 37-423 (128 amino acids)
Source: RefSeq, a predicted model, not a curated record
UUGCCGCAUUAGAUUCGGAACCGUCGACGCUCCAACAUGAAGACCGCCCUCGCCCUGUGUGUGUGCCUGGCCCUGGCGGCGGUCGCGCUCGCCGAGGACAAGUACACCAACAAGUUCGACAACGUCAACGUGGACGACAUCCUCAAGAACCAGAGGCUGCUCGACAACUACUUCAAGUGCCUCAUGGACAAGGGCCGCUGCACCCCCGACGGCGCCGAGCUCAAAAAGUCGCUGCCGGACGCCCUGACCAGCCGCUGCUCCAAGUGCACCGAGAAGCAGAAGAUGCAGACCGAGAAGGUGGUGCGCUUCCUGAUCGAGAAGAAGCCCGUCCUGUGGAACGAGCUGAAGGCCAAGUACGACCCCGAGGGCCGCUACGAAGCCACCUACAAGGCCGACGCCGACAAGCACGGCAUCAAGGUCUAGCCCCAACUGUGAUAUCGUUCAUGUUUUAUUUAAAUAAACCUAGUCGUAAGCGUUACUUUAUUCAGA